Molecule: messenger RNA, 3275 nt
Organism: Pleuronectes platessa (European plaice)
Lineage: Eukaryota; Metazoa; Chordata; Actinopteri; Pleuronectiformes; Pleuronectidae
Product: protein rapunzel
Exons: 4
Coding region: 399-1082 (227 amino acids)
Source: RefSeq, a predicted model, not a curated record
GCAUGAGGGCUUGUUUGUUUUUGGGAAAACAGCCUCAACCGUCCCUCCACCAUCGACUUGGAUUGGUCUGACUGGUUUUUAAUACAUACAACAUAUACGGUCGGAUUUUUGUGCGACAAGAAAGAAUCUAUUCGUUUUCCAGCCUGGAUGAAGGGGCAGACUGUGGAUCAUCGCUGGAGGACUUUUGCGCACUGGAUGGGAUUGCUGGGAAGAAGAAGGAGGCUGUCGAGGUUGGGACUCUAGUGAGGGAGGUUCAGGCCCAGCUGCUGUGAAAAGGAGUCAUCCUCAUCAGGACCUGAGUCGCCCUUUUUGUUGCACGUUAACGACACGAGCCGAAGCUCCAGAGCGAGACAUUUCACACGUCCACCUCUUGUCUCAGUGACCUCAGCAUCUGAACCAUGAUGGACGAAGACAUCAACGAGGACCGGGCCAAGCUGAAGCAGGGCCUCGUCAAAGUGCUCCACUGCGUGGCCACCAUCUCCUCAGCCGCAGCUGUGGUUAACCCCAUUUUUGGCGUGGCCGGCUCCCUGAUCCGGGUGGUGCUGCACCACGUUGACGACGAGGACAUCCGCACCCUGAAACGUGAGUUUGGCUCGGUCAACCGGAUGCUGGACCAGCUGUCCCAGCAGAAUCGCAACACGCUGGUGCAGAUCAAGAAGGAGACGGUGGACGGCCAGUACUGUCAGGUGGAGGAGAACCUGAAGAACCAGUUCAGAAAGUUCAUGGAGAUGGUGGAGGCGCGGCCGCAGCACCGCGAGGGCAAGAAGGACGACUUCGAAGACAGCUACGCCAAUGACUUGGGCGACCAGAACCUGCACACGCUCUACGACGGCGUGGUGGGUAAACCGAAGCUCUUCAGCAGGCCCAUCCUGGAGGUGUACCUGAAGCACUCGCAGGGCGACCGGCCCACCAUGGAGCGGCUCUGCACGCGGCUCACCUACCUGUUCUGCAUCGGCCUCAUCGCCCUGAUGGGCUACGCCGCCGUCAUCGGGGACGAUGAGGAGAGCCUGACGGAGGAGUGGGCCGAGAAGAUGGAGCAUGUGCAGGAGAAGAUGCAGGAGGCUCUUCGCAGGUGCCAAUGAAGAAGCUGUGAAAUGAAAAGCUUGUUUUCUGCACUUUGUCUUCAGGACUCGCAGGUCCAUAUUCCAGCUGUACCUUCCUCCUCCUCCUCCUCCUUCUAAGUUUCCUCUUCCCCUUUAAGCACUUUGUCGCCCCCUUGGUUCACAAGUUGAGAACCCAGAGAUAACAUUUGAGCAACAGUGUCACAUUCAAAAAAUCACAAAUCAAAUUUGUCCAAACCUGCUGAAUAAGCAUCUUUCCACAUUGUUUCUCUCCAGCUGGAGGUAAAGUAAACAAUAUUAUAAUACAACAUUCACCUAAUUGUGUUGGACUUUAUUCACAAUUGGCUACAAGUCACUAAUGAAUUCUUCAAAUUUAGUGAUCGAUCUGGAUUCUACUGUGAUGAUUUAAACUGAUGAAUGAAUGUUGAGAUCAAUCAUCUGUGGGCUCAUUUUAAAUCAUCUUAAAUCUAAACCAGGAUUUAAGUUUCAUGCAGAAAUAUCACCUCUACAAAUUGGGCCUAACAGGCUAUAGUGAGUGAUAUUACAAUCUAUCCCCCACCACAAUGCACUUUUAGAAAAUAACUGCUAAUAAGCCAUUUAUUGCAGAUUUUGUGAACACUACAAAGGAAAAGUAUGUUGAAACGAAGUACUAACGAGGUUAGGCUGCUGCCAUUGAGCCUAACAACACUACAGAGCCACUUUGAAAUUAGACAAAGUUAAUAUCCUCAAUUGUUUCUCUCAUUGAUGAGAUAAUUAUUCAGUUUGAGUUGCCAAACAAAGUUGUCAGCAAAGUUCUAUAUCUGAUCUAUAACGUGAAACGCUAAACAAGGAGCAAAUAUCGCAAAGUCUUGUGAGCUAUGAAUGUAACUACACGUAUAAUCACAUAUUCACAGCCCUGUGUCAUGUGAUCACACACAUGUUACAGUGUACACGUCUUAUGCAUGGAGCUUGUGAUACAUUACACCUGUGGCUGUCGAGCGCUAAUUCAAGAUGCUGCUGUGCCGAGUCAUUUAUUUUGUCUUUACUUUAACUCACAUUUACGUUAAGAAAACACUAAUAGUACAAAUAAAAAAUACUCAACAGAGUAUUAAGGCCACAUUGAGGAAAGGAUAUUAUGUGAUUUUGAAAAUGUUCUAAUAAGAGCAUAAAGUCGUAAUUUAAAGACUCACAUUUCGUGUAAGCAUCCUCAAAUUAUGACUUUGUUGUCAUAAAUCUUUAUCCUUGUAAAUUUACAAAAGAUUUUUUUUAUAUAUUCUCCGAUUGUCAGAUUUUUUUUUUUCUCCAUUAAGUGGCUUUAAUGCAUUGUUAUAAAAGCCAGACCUGUUUUAACACUAAACUAUGCUCCACAACAAAUACACUAAAUCUAAACCAAAUAUACUGAGCUUCUAUUUUCACCAUGUUCCAUGUUGCAUUGUUUAUUUUAUACAUAACAGAUUUUACUUUCUCUUUGUUGUGUCACGGAAAGUUUUUAUUUCCCUUUGACUUUCUUUGACUUCCCCUCUCUUGUCCUACAGUCUUUAUCAACGCAGGAGCUGCACUAAGUGUUGUUGUAACAUGUGGGUAAAAUGAUCAGUGGGUUUCUCUGGGGUUUGGUCAUUUAGAGCCAAUAAAACAUUUAUUAUUGAUCAUCUGGUUGAUUCUCAGCAUCAGUUUAACUAUUAGCUCCUCGUCAUCUUGUCUUGUGCGUCUUCAUCUGACCAACGGUGCCUAAAUGGGCUAUUUUUGUAUUCUUUCUAUUAAGGGUUGUAGGCUUAUAUUAUUGUAUAAGGCAUUAUCUGAACGGUUUUUUUUUCUACAGUUAAAAGAAUGUUUGUAAAUGUGCGUCAUGUUUUUUCUUUGUUUUAUCAGACUGGUGGUAUCGGAUGGGUUUGAUCGCUGCAUCAGAAAAGUUGUUGAGUAGAAGAAUAAAGAAAACGUGUGAUCACUAAACAACACGAUUGUCGUUAACAGCUUUCAAACCUGUCACUUUGUAUAUUUUAUAUUUUACUGAGGUCCACACUCUCGUCCUUUCGAUACCAGUCUCUGUGUUAAACUGGUUUGAGUCCCUGGCUGAACGCCGCCUCUCUUAUUGUUACAACAGAUUCUGUAUAUGCUACGUUCAUAUAGUCAACAUGCUGCAGACAUGCAGGAAAGAGCCUCUUAUAAAUGUCUCGUGUGUGAAUAUGUUGCCUUUUUUUGUUAUGCAGCACAAUAAAUAAACAUGAGUGAAAAAUA